GGGGUCGAUGAGCAUCUUGGACAUGUCUCCAUCUCCCAGAAGCAGUGGAGGGCACACUUCUUGGGACCACGGUCCAUCAGGCCUUCAACACAUUCUUCAGUGUCCACAGCCGGAGAGGAUCCCCUUGGUUUCUGCUGAGGCUCCCAAGCAGAAUGAGAAUGAAGUGGGCCCACCGUUCAGUGCAUGGCUGCCUGAGCAUGAUGUGAACUACUGCCCCCAAGUGACUCUCCCGCCCUCCCAACUGAUUUCUUGUCAGGGACUGUCUCCCUCUGAACCAGGAAUGAUGAUUUUUGAGGGGCCCCAGGUGAUGUCCAUAGGAGAGCCCAAUCUUACAGGGAUGGCCAUGACCUUCAGUGAGAAUCUAAGGGUGCCCUCCAAUGGGCCGCCAGACACAGGUCCCAGUGGAAUCCCACUGAUGUCCCACAUUGGUGUUGUUCCAACAGUGCCCUAUUCAUGCCACCCAACACCACCUUCUUCUAACAGAGACUCUUCGACACCUAAAAUGUUAUUGGCCCCAACCAUGCCUUCUGCUGAGGACCAGGCAGUGCUCCCCUCUUUGGCUCAGAUGUUGCCCCCUAGGGAGCCCCACAAUUGUCAAAUGCCCCCAGCUGAGUCCCCAUCACUGCUGGCUUUCGAGUCCCAGGACUCUUUUGUUAGCCGGCCAGCUUCUCAGGAAGACCCCUUCCUGCCUGAGCAGCCCAUACCUGCUCCACAAAGAGCAGAGCAGAAUUGCAGGGCCCAGGACGGGGCUCCCAGGAGGAGACCCGCAGUUGCAAGGCCUUACUGCUGCCAGUAUGAGGACUGUGGAAAAGCUUACACUAAGCGCUCCCACCUCGUGAGUCACCAACGCAAGCACACAGGUGAGCAUGGUACCAGGCAGGUGGGGUGGGGUGGAGGUGUCUCUGGAAUUUAGUUUUGUGCGGGACCACUGAUUUGUAAUGGUUGGUGACUUAGCCUGUCAUCCUUCAGUUUGGGGAUCAAGCUAUGCUGUCCUCACCAACUUGCUUUGCUGCAGUCCUGAAUGGCUGUACCAAGAUGAUGGGGCUGCUGAUUGUGUUGCCUCCUGCUUUUCUAUGUUUUUCCUGUUGGUCCCCCAACCUCGGCUGCUCUGCCUCAUAGAGUCAGACCCCUGCCUUCCCACCUAAAUUCCUCAACUUAACUCCUCUCCCUUGUUGCUUUCUCUUCCCAGGUGAGAGGCCCUAUAAAUGU
Molecule: messenger RNA, 1209 nt
Organism: Phyllostomus discolor (pale spear-nosed bat)
Lineage: Eukaryota; Metazoa; Chordata; Mammalia; Chiroptera; Phyllostomidae
Gene: KLF17
Product: Kruppel like factor 17
Exons: 1
Coding region: 8-913 (301 amino acids)
Biological process (GO): regulation of transcription by RNA polymerase II
Molecular function (GO): RNA polymerase II cis-regulatory region sequence-specific DNA binding; DNA-binding transcription factor activity, RNA polymerase II-specific
Source: RefSeq, a predicted model, not a curated record